Molecule: messenger RNA, 4582 nt
Organism: Salvia splendens (bonfire salvia)
Lineage: Eukaryota; Viridiplantae; Streptophyta; Magnoliopsida; Lamiales; Lamiaceae
Exons: 11
Coding region: 433-2658 (741 amino acids)
Molecular function (GO): RNA binding
Source: RefSeq, a predicted model, not a curated record
GGGGAGAAAUAGAACGACUGCGGCGGCGGAGAAUGUUCAGGCACAGGCACUGCCCGAGGAACCAAAAGUGAAAAUGGAGCAGGAGGCCAGCGCUGAGGAUAAAGUUGCGCUAGAGACCGUACAGACCUCUGUGAAGAUUGCAUACUCUUGCUCUGGAAAGAAGGCAGUGGCUGAGUAUAGUCUCUGUGACAGCUGAUAUUCUAGGUGUAUUUUAUUUCUACAUCUAUGGGCUGAAGAGCAGUAUACGAAAUUGUGGAUAAAAACUUUAGAUAAAGAGUAUUUGAUUUGAAAGUUUUAUAUGCUGUAGCAUUAAAAAAUGAAGGUUCUAGAAUUGUUAUAUGUGGCGUGUACAUAAGGAGGAUCAUUUGCUGAUGAUUACCAUAAGAUUUUUUCCAUGGUUCUAAUGUUACUGACUAUCAUGGCUGGGACAUAAUGUCUGCAUCAUUUUUGUGGUUCACAUUAGUUGACUUGCCUUUGGAUGAUGCGACUUUCCUGUUUUAUCCGGCAGAGAAUGGAGAUCCUAAAGAGUCCAUAGAUGAGUCUGAGAAAGAUGAGCGGUUAGACUUGGAGGAUAAUGAUCCUGAAUAUGAACCUGAAGAGUACUGUGGGGUUGAUUACGACGAGAAGGAAAUUGAGCCAGGCACUCAUGAAUAUGUAGGUGAAUUGGAGGAAGAAGAUCCUGAAGAAUUGGAUGUUGGUAAAGAAGAUGGUGAUGUGGUUGAGUUUGAUAGUAUCCAUGAAGAGAUUGGAAAUGAGGAAGAUUAUGAGCAUGUAGGGCAGGAGCAAACUGAGAUGGGUUAUGCUGAGAAAGAAGAACAUCACGAAGUAUUCAAAGAGAGACGUAAGCGGAAGGAAUUUGAAAUUUUCGUUGGUGGAUUGGAUAAGAAUGCUACUGAGGCUGACCUCAGGGAAGUUUUCAGUAUAGUUGGUGAGGUUACUGAAGUCAGACUUAUGAUGAAUCCACAAACAAAGAAGAAUAAAGGUUUUGCAUUCUUGCGUUUUGCAACAGUCGAACAGGCAAGAAGAGUUUGUGCUAGUCUGAAAAACCCAGUGGUUUGUGGCAAGCAGUGUGGUGUGACACCAAGCCAAGACAGUGAUACCCUGUUUUUAGGUAACAUAUGCAGGACAUGGACAAAGGAAGCUUUGAAAGAGAGGUUAAAGCAUUACGGCCUUGAAAAUGUUGAGGAUUUGACACUGGUUGAAGAUAGUAGCAAUGUAGGGAUGAAUCGGGGUUUUGCCUUCUUAGAGUUCUUCUCGAGAUCUGAUGCUAUGGAUGCUUUUAAGCGUCUUCAGAAGAGGGAUGUUUCGUUUGGAGUGGAUAGGCCAGCUAAGGUUUCCUUUGCAGAUUCUUUCAUUGACCCUGGUGAUGAGAUCAUGGCCCAGGUUAAAACUGUGUUUGUGGAUGGUCUUUCUGCUUCUUGGGAUGAUGAACAUGUCAAGGAACUUCUCAAAAAAUAUGGAGAGAUUGAGAAAGUUGAGCUUGCCCGUAAUAUGCCAUCUGCCAGGAGAAAGGAUUUUGGUUUUGUCACAUUUGAUACCCAUGAUGCAGCAGUAACAUGUGCUAAAAGCAUCAACAAUGAGGAAUUGGGUGAAGGUGCAAGCAAGGCUAAAGUCAGGGCCAGAUUAUCGAGACCUCUUCAGAGAGGCAAAGGAAAGCAUGUUGCCAGUGGAGAUUUUCGGCCUGGGCGUGGGUCAGUUCAAAAGGCUAGUAGUCCUUGGAGCCGCCCAUUACCACGUUCCAUCCCUGUUCGUGGCCCCAGAAUUCCUCCUCGUCUUCCUCCUGUUGUCGACCGUAGUUUCCGAAGGACUGUUACCGUGCAAGAGAGGAGACCGGUCAUGGCUGUUCCUCAAAGGGCCAGGCCUGUUUCUCCCUUGCCUAGGUCCUAUGAUAGGAGGCUAACUGUUCCAUCAUACCCCAAGAGUGGUUUGAAGAGGGACUACGGUCACAGGGAGGAGCUUAGCUCCAGAAGUAGGGCUGCUGCUAUAGAUUAUAAUUCAAGAGCAACUUCAGAUAGACGCGCUAGGGCUGCUGCUAUAGAUUAUAAUUCAAGGGCAACUUCAGAUAGACACGCUCCCUACAGAGAUGAUUAUCCUCCUCGUCCAUCUGGCUACCCUGAUAUGCCUAGAGGUGGUGCAGCAAGAUCUACCGGAAGAAGACCUUAUGUUGAUGAUGGGUAUAAUGAAAGAUUUGAAAGGGCACCUCCAUCUUACCAUGAGGGACGUGAGCGUGAGUAUGAUUCUAUGUCUGGGUCCAAACGCCCAUAUGCUUCAGUGGAUGAUGUUCCUCCCCGAUAUACUGAGGCCGGAAUACGCCACUCUCGUGCUCGUUUGGACUAUGAUCUUGGUAGCAGUGCUUCCCGCUACACUGAUGCUUACAGUGAUAGGCUUGGAAGGUCAGAUAUGGGAUAUGGGGGAAGUCGAAGCUCUAUGUCUAGUCAAGAUUCUCAUGGGCAAUACAGUAGUCGUCAUGGUAUGGGUUACAGUGGAGGUCCUUAUGGUGGCAGUGAUGUUGGUCGGAUGUACUCGUCAAACUUUGGUGGGGAUUACAUGUCACGAGGAAGUGAUGUUGGUGGCAGCUCUUACUCGUCUGUCUAUCCCGGACGUGGUAUGGGUGGUAGCAGCUACAUGGGAAGUAGCGGGUCUGGAUCAUACUAUUAGGGUAUGCAACCAGGUUUUUCAUAUUUUCCGGUUACAUGCAUGCAUAUUGAUAUCUUUUUCGUAUUCCAUGCUAUUUUGCUGAUUAAUUAGAUGGUUCCGCUAAGGCUAUAGAAGGCUGUGGUAUUCUAAUUGUGGGUUGCUUGUAGUAUCUUAAUGCUACCUGAAGCUAUAGUAGAUGCAUAAUCUUGCCUUAGUACUGCACUCGAGAGAAUUGGAGUGAUGUGAUUACCCUUAACUUGUGUAUGGCAGUGAGUGGAAUUUAGAGGAUGCAGCUGUAGGAUGUGGAUGGUCUGAAGUUGUAAAUGGACUUAAGAGGAUGCAGCUGUAGGAUGUGGGAUGGUCUAAAGUUUGAAAUCAGUCCUCACCAUCAAGUUGAAGCAUUCUUUUUGGACAUGAAAAAACCUCCAUGGCUUUGAAGGGAGACUCAAGGACAGUGUUCAGAGCAAUUAGGUGCUCUGGACCUGCUUUAAGACCUGGUUUGGAUUUGUGUGAUCCUGUUUAUUGUAUGUAUGUAAGGACUCAGAACCACAAGGAGACAUCUUCAGCAUGCCAUAUUUUAUAGUAAUAAUGUUCUUUCCAACUAUCUCCAUAUUGUUUCAUAUGAAGAAAUGGAAAUAAACUUUCUAUGUUCUGUGGGCAUAGAAUUUGGACAAAAGCAUAAAGGUCAGAUGCUUGUAGUAAUUGUUUGUUGCAUUUUCUUUUACUAAGCUCAAGUUCCUGAAAGAGUGAAGGUGGUGUUAUGCUUAUACAGCAGUUCCAUGGUAUUCUUUUAAUCUUCUUAUAUUUGGAGGGUCAACAGAUAAUGGAAAUGGCAACUGGUGAACUAUUUUGGGAAAUGAGAUAAGAGAUGUGAAACAUUGGGGCUGCAUUAUGUUGCAAUAUUCAGAAAGGAGGGUUGAGUAGGCAUUGUUAUGAGCACUAUAAGAUUGCCUUAUGGAUAUGGUUAAAUUAUGAAACAAGGAUGUGGUUUGAAGUCUGUCAAAUGUUCCAUUUCCAGAAAUGUUUCAAGUUUCCAUAUCCUCAGGAGAAGUUAUCCUGGAAAAAUUUGGUUGAGAUCAAUUGAUCGAAUGGCAAUUUAGCCACCAUGCUGCAAGCAAUGAACUAUACUUAGUGUUGUAGGAGUGAAUUGAUAUCAUUUGGUAUUGAAUUGUUUUGCCCUCUGUUUACUUGUUGGCAAACUAUACUUAUCUGGUAACUUGAUGAAAAGAAUGUGGUUGGCAUCCUUCAAGUGCCAUUAGCUCCUCAAAUCAAUGUGGUCAAGGAAUAUUUAAAUAUGUUUCGAUCACAUAUUCCUGUAGGCAGGCUGUAGGUUGGGAAGCUUUCCUUUACCAUCUCCAUUGGUGAACAAGUUUAUGAUAGUGGUACAUGUUAUUCGAUAAGUUGAUAGCCGUAGUACUUGGUUCGUUUGGUAGACGACUUAAUAACUAACAACUGUAUUUCUUCUUAGCCUUUCCCUUGCGACUAAUCCUCAAUGGUAUGAGUUGAGAUGUAUAGAUGGAUGUCUUACAGUUGAUGCCAUUCCAAUGGAAUCGAAGCGUUAUCAAGUCAGGUAGUGCUAUAUCUUAAGUUUUGAUUGUGUGCACAGUUUGACAUUGUUGGUUGAAUUAUUGUUGUGUUUUCCUGAUAGAUUGUCAGUUGUUUUCUAAUAAUUUGCAUGUGACACCAGUUACUGACAUGUUUUGUGUUAAAGUCUUUAUAUCCCUUGUACUCGAGGUGCACUUUCCUGCAUUAGAUGCGAAGAACCGGAUUGCAACGAUGAGCAGCUCUAGAUUCAGGAGCUCUUGAUAUAGCUGAACCCAGUGUUUUGGUGUAUUUUGCAGUUUUGUUUUAAUGUAACAAAUUACGAUAGAAUGUAAAUUUGUAGUACUAUUGUUGAAUGAUUCCUAUUAUCAAUAUAUGAAUAGCAAUGUUUGGUGUUGAUAAA